This is a messenger RNA of Quercus lobata, 1926 nucleotides long. RefSeq lists its product as uncharacterized. The record is from RefSeq and is a predicted model, not a curated record. Gene Ontology annotation, molecular function: mRNA binding; metal ion binding. Bases 152 to 994 code for a protein of 280 amino acids. The transcript has 3 exons. NCBI's taxonomy places the organism in Eukaryota, Viridiplantae, Streptophyta, Magnoliopsida, Fagales, Fagaceae.
UCUCAAAAAACUCAUCGGAGAAAUUCCAAUUAGGUCAAAACCAAACCAAAGCAAAGACCACAUUUCCUUUUCAAAAUCUCUCUCCGUAGCAGAACACUCAAAACUCAGCCACAGCCUUCAACUUCAAGGACUGGUCCACAAAUUCCAAAAAAUGGCUCGGCUGAAGAGUACCAGCAACCUAAACGUCAGCGUUUCACAGAUGGACAAGGAGAACAACAGCAACAACCACCACUUGCUAUUGGGAGGAGAGUUAUUGUCACCGUCACGGCCUCCGCUGCCACCGCUCCUCAGGUACCUCCGUAAAAGGAACGGUUCUCCGCCUCUCCCUCUGUCGCCGCUGGAUAACAUUGCCUGGUCGCCUAAUAAUAAUUCCCCCACUCAUUACGCCGUGACGCCGAUCAAGGUUGACGAGGACGGGACCCUUGUCAUGGAUGGGAUUUUUCUCCCCUCUACUGGAACUACUGCUGGAAGGUUCUCUAGGUCUUCUAUAUCUGCUACUGAUUCUAGUCCUUCCUCUUCCUCCUCGUCAUCAGGUGGGAGGAGUGUGAACAAGACUGACAUUUGCCGCUCUUGGGAGGAAUCUGGAACCUGCCGCUAUGGCUUCAAAUGCCAGUUUGCACACGGAAAGGAAGAGCUACGUCCACCUCGGUUCUCUGCAAGGAACAAAUCUGACUCAAGCAUUAACAGGUCAAAGAGUCGCUUUCUUAAUCAGAUCAUGGCAGUAGGAGGAGGGAUGACAAUCCAAACAGAAUCACCUACCAAAUUACCUUUACCUGUAGACGACACCAGCUGCAAAAUCCCAACCACCACCAUUUCCAUCAUCACCAGCAGAGAUGACUGGUCACCCCAAGAUGAUGGCAUUGAGGUUGUACUGCCACAUUCUUCAACUGCAGAGCCUCCAUCACAGAAAGAUGUUGAUGCCUAUAUUCAUGGCGUUCUUUAUGGCCCCCCGAGAAAGAGACUGCCGGUGUUCGCUGAAAUUUGCUCAGAGUAGUGAUCUCAUUUGCUUAACAGGUCUCAUGAGCAAGGUAUAUGAUACACAUUCUCUAGGAACAAUAUAUACUAUACUUGGGACUCCUAAUAUUCUGUUUUCCACGUAUCCAGCUUUCAUUUCCUCAUAUAGCAGGUAACUGGAAUUAGACUGAUAGUCAUAUUAGUUGGCCAGGUACACACUUGUGUCUCAUUUUGCUGAUGAGACAGUUACUAUACUACCUUACAAACAAAUCACAUUUGGAUAAUUGGACUUGAAUGCAGUUUUCCUAAUUCUGGACUUUAUCUUCUCUAUGCUUUUGUUUGUAAGCUUACUUGCAGAGGUAGGAGAACAGCAUGGUGUGAUUUGGUUAUAUCAUAUAUGGAACAAAUUGCAUGGACUACAACUACUUUUGUCCCAUUUUGUUUGUCCAUUUUUAGAAAAUCUAACUGUUUAAGUGAGUAUCAUUUAAUACAUUGUUUCUAAAGGAAAAUUUAUGUAAACUUUAAAAUUGUCCUUAUAAACUAUAAAAAAUUUAAACCUUUAACUUAGGGAAUUAAGGAUCACUGACAUUUAAAAUGGGAGAAGUAAUUUGGGACAACUAAAAAUUGAAUUCUGGACACAUGUUAUUACUUUGAUAUAUGCAUGAAGUGCAAGUGGGAUGUGCAUGGGCCAUGGAGCGGAAGCGGUUAGUUCCACUCUGGAAGCAGUUGACUACUUGGAGUGAGAUGGUGAUGUAAAAAAGAAUGAGGAGUCCAGUAGUGCUUGAGUCUUAUUUUCAAUCAAUAAGACUUACUGAUUUUCAAUUGUUUAUGUUAACGUUAGUGUUGUUACUUGUUAGUAUUGUUGCAGAGUUCCUAGCUGAGUCUGGAUGCUAUUGGAUUCUUGUGGUUCACGAUUAGAGAGACCUAAGUUUAGGUUUGAUUAGAAAUUUUGGUAUAAAUUUAGCUGCUGAU